Molecule: messenger RNA, 2579 nt
Organism: Cyclopterus lumpus (lumpfish)
Lineage: Eukaryota; Metazoa; Chordata; Actinopteri; Perciformes; Cyclopteridae
Product: cytosolic phospholipase A2 beta-like
Exons: 13
Coding region: 532-1980 (482 amino acids)
Biological process (GO): glycerophospholipid catabolic process
Cellular component (GO): cytosol; nucleoplasm; nuclear envelope
Molecular function (GO): calcium-dependent phospholipid binding; calcium ion binding
Source: RefSeq, a predicted model, not a curated record
UUCAGUUUUAAGCAUCUAUAACAUUUAAUGACAAAUACUUGCCAGAUUGCCAAAUAAUUUACACAAAGGACAUUUUCUGACACAUUUAUUGAUAAAAUAAAGAGAAAAAGGACCAGGCGGCCUGUCACCAUAACAGCUCUAUUAACUAGCCUUAGUUAGCUGCCUUAUAUUUAAACACUUUAUAAACAUACAAACUUGGCAUCGCAAAAGCAAGUGAAGUUAACAUAAAUGUAUAUAGCGCUUGAGUACUCCUCUCACCUGUGAAUACAACAAAAAGACAGUCUCAGAUGAAUACCUGCUUCCUUUGCUGCUAUGUGGACCAUCCUUCCUAAAGGUCGGGCUCACUUGCUUCUCAAAGACAAGAAUUACAGCGCCAGUCAUACCAAAGCCGCUACGACCCCCUGUUGGCAAAGAGUAGUAUCGCCCUGCAACUACUUUAGGUGAAAGCAGGAUUCGGUUCCCCACAUCACUCUGUUGGCAUCUGGUGGGGGUCAGAGGGCAGCUGUGGGUCUGGUGGGUUCCCUCGAUCAGAUGGAAAAGGAAGGUCUGUUGGACUGUUUGCUGUACCUGGGAGGAGUUUCUGGAUCAACCUGGUCCAUGUCCUCCAUCUAUAGUGACCCACAGUGGAGCAUCAACAUGAACACAACAGUUUCCAGUUUGUCAGGUCCUGGGGUUGAGCUGGAGGCAGUUUCGGCCUGGUUGGGUGAGAGGGCAAAAGAGGAGCACUUCUCUCUCACUGAUAUCUGGGGGGUCUUGACCUCUGCAGGGAUCAUGAAACAGAUGGACCUACGGCAUCUUUCAGAUGAGGCCAGCAGGAAUACCACCAACCCUUACCCUAUCUACAGCGCCAUAGAGAAGCACUGCUUCUCAUAUGGUCCUACAGAAGGAAAAUGGUUCGAGGUGAGCCCUCACGAGGCUGGUUUCACAGAGUUGGGUCUCUUCAUUGAAACGUCUCUGCUGGGCAGCAAAUUCCAGAGCGGAGAGCUAUUGGAGGAAAUGCCUGAGAUGGAUAUGGUCAAACUACAAGGUGUUCUAGGUUGUGCAUUGGCUCAUGAGGAAACAAUGAUGGUGUUCAUCCCUCCCUGGCUGAAUGUGAUUGGACAGGGAGAUGAUGAUGCUGCUGAAGAGUACCUGCGUGUAUACAAUUCCCUUCAUAAACUAGUUGCCCUGACCAGAAGCACCAUUAAGGAUCCUACUGCUCUGUCUGAACUCGACAAGCUGCAGAAGAUACUAGAAGACGUGAUGAAACAUAAUGCGUCCACGUGGCUUGAGCCAAAAGGUUUAGAGGAAAGAAAACAUCUUUCUGAGCAGUGGAGUAUGGAGCUGCUGGCGGCAGUCGAGACCUGGAGCCAGAGUCUGGAGGACGGAGCUUUCAAAACACAUAUCUCUCUACUUACUAAGAAGGUUCUUCCCAAGAUUAUGGCAUGGGAGUGGGGAACAACCAGCAACUUUCUCUACCAAUACCAAGAUUCAAUGGUUCCAACUUGCCUUCGCUCUCAAGAAAGAUUCCACCUAGUAGACGCUGGGCUGCUGAUAAACGUAGCCUACCCUCCAUUUCUGGGAAAAAAAAGGGACAUUGACCUCAUCAUCGCACCAGAGUACAGCGCUGGAAACAUGUUUGAGACUCUGACUCUUGCCAGAGACUAUGCCGCCGCGGUGAAGAAGCCUUUCCCAGAGAUAGACGACAACAUCUUAGAGGAGAGAGACUGGCCAAAGGACUGCUACGUGUUCGAGGGAAAAGAAAGCGAGCCAUCGAUCAUUUACAUGCCACUCUUUAACAGAAGAAACUGCAAAGAUGCAGAGGAGGCCAAAGCAAAGAUGGAGGAGUUCUCCACCUUCCAGCUUCCCUUCAGCCAGGAGAAGAUUGAGUUUGUAUUUGAGACGGCCAAAGCCAACAUUCGGAACAACAAGGAAACUCUGCUGAGGGAGAUUCACAAGGCUGUUGUCCACCGUCACAAGAGGAAGUCUGUGCUGCCCUAGAUCUCUGAUUUCAUCAUGAUAAUAAUCGGACACUACAUGAGUGUGAGGCUGAGAGAACACAGCAUAACACAACCAAUAUGCAAUCAUAUAAAGCAACGGCAUAUAAUAAUACUCUUUUUAAUGUAAUUAUUUUACGCUAGGUGUCCAAAAGAUAUGGAUACUGCUUUUAUCAUGGCUCUUAGUUCCAAUGAGGGGGGCACAACCAGAUUCCUGUAGCCUACCAUAAAGCAUGAUUUGGGGUUAGCGAGGUUACUUGAAGGUUAACUCUGGGUUUUCACUGGUAGAUGGCCACGAUUACUUGCACUGACUACCUCACCUGUUCCGUAGCAGAUAGAUAGAUCAGCUGGUAUAAAAGCCCCGCCUACUGACCAACCAAAGCUUGGUAGGUUGUACAAUACAUUGGCACGUAAAAAUAUGUCAUGUUUAUUCUGUUGACUGAAAGCCUGAGCAGCGGGGAACUGAAAUGUUUCCUCAUAUGAUCGACUCGGCAAGGACCAGGUUUCAUGACAAAAGUGAAGUAUUCAACUUCCCCAAUCUGUAAUGUAAUCAAAUUAAGUAAAUAAUUGAGCUGUUGCUAUGCCCCUACUAAUAAUCCUGCA